Camarhynchus parvulus is the source of this 990-nucleotide messenger RNA. Its product is annotated as mas-related G-protein coupled receptor member H-like. The transcript has a single exon. Gene Ontology annotation, molecular function: G protein-coupled receptor activity. The record is from RefSeq and is a predicted model, not a curated record. Gene Ontology annotation, cellular component: membrane. The coding region runs from base 1 to 990 and encodes 329 amino acids. Lineage: Eukaryota; Metazoa; Chordata; Aves; Passeriformes; Thraupidae. Gene Ontology annotation, biological process: G protein-coupled receptor signaling pathway.
AUGGAGGAGAACAGCACAACAAACCUCACCGUGAACAAUACACUUUAUGGAUUUCUGGACUGGGAGGAAUAUAUCAGAUCUGAAUGCUCCAGCAUUCCCUCCAGCCUGAUUGCCUUUGCAGGGGUGUGCCUGGGGAUCUCCCUCUGUGGGCUGGCAGGGAAUGGGGUAGUCUUGUGGUUCCUGGGCUUCCACACAAAGCAGAGCCCUUUCACUGUCUACAUCCUAAAUCUGGCUGUUGCAGACUUCUCCCUGCUCCUCCUGUUUCUCCUGCUUCUGUUGGCUUUUCUGUCCUUAGCAGCAUUUUGCACAUCUUUGUUUCAUCUUGCUCUGCUCUACAUAGAUUUUGUGUUUGUGGUGGAACUCCUGUGCCACGUGUUUGACCUGAGCAGCCUGGGGCUGCUGGCAGCCCUGAGUGUGGAGCGCUGCAUCUCCGUCCUCUGCCCCAUCUGGUACCGCUGCCACCGGCCCCGGCACCUCUCGGCCGUCGUCAGCGGGGCCCUCUGGGCCCUCGCUGGGGCUUUUGUUUCCUCCCUCUACCUCACCUCCACCUACAGUGAAGACUCUGGGACCGCGGUUGCAGGUGUAGUCUUUGUGAUUUCCCUGAUUUUUUCCCUCAUGAUGUUGGUUUCCAACCUGAUCCUGUUCCUCAAGCUGCGCUGCGGCUCCCGGAGGCGGCAGCCAGGGAAGCUCUUUGUGGCCAUCGUGCUCAACAUCCUGCUGUUCUUUGCCUUUGGCAUCCCUUUCUGCGUGGAGGUUUUCAUCAAUCUCCCUGAUUCCGGUGAUUUAUUCCCAGAAGACCCCUCUUUUUUCCUGGCACUGCUGAACUGCUCCCUCAACCCGGUGAUUUACGUGCUGGUGGGGAGCUGCCGGCGGCGCCGCUUCCAGCGCUCGGUCAGAGUCGCUCUGCGGAGGGUGUUUGAGGAGAAAGCCAGGAGUGAUGAGGGGAGCCACGGCCCUGGGGACACUGUGGUGGAGGUGACAGCUCUGUGA